Rangifer tarandus platyrhynchus (Svalbard reindeer) is the source of this 369-nucleotide messenger RNA. NCBI's taxonomy places the organism in Eukaryota, Metazoa, Chordata, Mammalia, Artiodactyla, Cervidae. The record is from the annotation of a GenBank genome assembly.
AUGACACCGAAAUGCUUAGGCGUGCGCGGCUCCGCAGUGUACACACACACACUCACAGUGUUCCAGGGUCCACGCCCGUUUCACACUGCGUUUGACAGCGUUUGUGAAAGGGUCUCCUUUGCCCUCGCCCGGUUGCUGGGCGGGAGGGCUGGGAGGCGCCGGCGCGCGGCAGCGCUGAGCGCCCGUAGGAGUUGCCGUUGCAGAGAAUCCGGGAGUCUAACUGCUCUGGGCUUAGAUCAGCAGAGCGUGGCGGGCGCGCUGGUGGAGACCGGGAUUGAGGGCGGACCCCGCGGCAGGGAACGGGCCGUUCACCCUCCCGAGCAGCCCCGGCUCUCUGACCUGUUCUCUGGAUGUCAGCUGAGUUACUAA